AUGACUCAAUCAAAAAAGGCCUGCUGCUCGAAAUGUCACACCUUUCGUCCUACUAAAUACCAACCUCACAGUUACUGUUCAAUCUCACUGGUAACCCCCAAAAGGCCCCGCCCACCAGCCGCCACCAGCAUCGCACACACACAAGAGAAGAGGGAAGGAGACUCAUUUAGACACAGACCCUCGCUUCAACUGGUAUCAAAAAACCCCAGCGAUUAUUUCCGAUUGCACUUGCUUAACACUUGCUGCUCGUAUGCUUUUUCUAUGUUUCCGGAUACUUUGGUCUGGUGUUUGAUUCUGUUAAUUGUGUCACCAAACUCAUCUAGUGGAUUUUAUUUCAGUAGGAGAGACGCAAAUCGAGUUAUCUGCUCAUCACCAUUCGAAGAUCAGUGCACAAUGGAAGAGAGGAGUCGGUUACAAGCCACAUCGGUAGAUAUGAUAACGAGGAAACACCAAGAUCGGGUGAUAUCAAUACGACACUUUUUAAAAUCCCAAAUGCAUAUUUUCAAUGACUUCUUCUCAAAAACCCUUCGAACUAUUCAUAUGGACCUGGAUCUCAUGUUCAGCAACACAUACGGCUCGUUUUAUCAAGAAAAUAUAGAUUUGGUAAAUGACUUUUUCAAAAAGAUUAAAGGAUAUUCGGUUAGCUUCGCGGGGACUAGUAUGAAAACUAUCGUGCAGAUGUUCUUUGACGAACUUUUUCAAGUCAUGUUCAGUAUUACUAAUCCAUUUUAUGUGAUCACAAAUGAACAGAGGCAAUGUAUGGAAGCGUUCUACAGGGAAAUCGAGGCAUUUGAUGAUAUUCCACAAAAAAUCACCAACCAACUUUCACUUCCUCUAUCGAAUUGGAAGCAUUUCCUAGGAUCAUUGGAGUCUCUUCAUGAGAUUUUGGAGGGAUAUCUGAAUAUAACACUAAAAGAAGAAUGUGAGCGGGGAUUGAGUCGAAUGGAAGUGUGUUCUGAAUGUCAGCGAAUCUCUGAGAAGCCUUGUAGAUCGUAUUGUGUGAAUAUUUUGUCAGGGUGUACACAUCAAAUGUUAGAUAGUGAAGGCGCAUGGAGGAAUACCAUUGAGAGUAUGAUAAGGCUUUCAAACCAGUUGAACCACCGACAGAAUCUUGUAUCCGCCCUCCAACCGAUUCCAGUGCUCAUCAGUGAAGCUGUUAUGCAUUUUCAGGAGAAAAGAGAUUUUAUCACUAAUAAGAUGAUUGGAAAAUGCCUUCUAGACAAUUCCGAGUUCGGUCUCCGCCGGAAAAGAUCGCUAAAACCCAAACACAAAAUCCAGCCGGUGAUAGUCUCGAAAAAAUCACGAGAUCAUUUGAUACUCAACCAAAUGUUCGAUUCCUUCAACUCCAAGUUGGAAGAAUGGAAGAUUUUCUUUGGGAACUUACCUGAAGAGUUGUGUGGGGAUGAAGAUUGGUCUAGCCAGGAUGACGAGAAGUGUUGGAAUGGGACUGAUGUUGGACGAUACAACCUUCCAGAAGUGAACUAUACACAUCCUUUCAAGAAUCCAGAAUAUCAAGGGAUUGAUUUUCUGACAUUCAGAGGAAGUUAUAUAGAAGAACGACUCCGUCUCCACUGGCUUCAAUCUCGAAUAUCUCAUGUAUUAUCUGGAAAAGAGUCUCAGAAAUCUGGAACUUAUUACUCUAAAGCGGAAGCUCGCAUACAAAUUGAUGAUGAAGAUUAUAAUGACUAUGAUUACGAAGGAUCUGCAAACGCGCCGGGAUCCGGAAGCUCAAAACCAGAAUAUUCUCCGUACUUCAAAAAAACUGACAACGACAAAAUUGAAAUUGUAAUUGAACCAUUCCCAGUUAAAUUUGUUAAAUCCCCAUGUUCAAUAUUUUUACCAGUUAUUUUUGUUAUAUUCUCUCUUUUAUUUUUGUGUACACCGGAGAAAACGAUGAAGAUGCGCUCCGUCGUUGUGUCUGCGUCUCUUUACUGCGCGUACUAUUUGUCGUUUUUCUUCAUUAAAUACACCAAAAAGUUUAUCAUCAACUGUACGUUUUCAGGUGAAUUCUUCCUGAACUAUCAUAUGCAAGAAGAUAAUGACGGCCCGAGAAAAUCACGGAAAUCGAACAAAAGAAUAGAGGAAACUGAUACGGAAGAGUCAGUCAACGACGAGACCACUUAUUCAUCAUCAGAAUCGGAUUUCGUUGAAGAAACUGUCGAGUACCUUGACAAAGACGGAGAACAAAACGUGAGAAACAGUUUAGACGAGGAAGAGGACAUCAUCGUUGAGGACGAAGAGCAAGAGGAAGAUAACGGUGACGACGAGGAAGAAAAAGAAGAAGAAGAAGAAGAAAAACGAGAAGGAAUCGCAAAAGUAUUCCAAGAAGACCGACCUCUAGAUGUGAUAGAACGUGCAGUGCGGCUGAGAAAUAUAGGAAACGGAGAAUUAUACGUAAAAGAUAUUGGGCUUCUUUUCGGGACGACCGCCUUGUUGGGAGCAAUGAUUUAUCUGGUGUUGGCGUUGUUAGGACUAACCAUGCCCUCACGACCUCUGGUGGUACCUAAAGCUGCAGUGAAACCAUUUUUCAUAGGAAUGCAUCGAAGGUUAAUAGAAGAUAGUUUCGAUGGCACAAUACGGUUAUCAGCGUCAGUUUUUUACCAAAAAUAUUUUCUGAAUGUCGAGAAUUUUGAUUCCAGAAAUCAAACACUAUCAGUAAUACUAUUAUACUCUCCAUAUAGUAUAAAAUCAAAAUGGUUUCGAGACGAGUACUUCAAUACAGCUCGAAAUAUGAAGAAGCUACACGGGGACCUCGCACCAUAUUUCGGGGCGACGAACUGUUUCGAUUCCAAUACAUAUUGUCGAAGUAAAUACAAUUUGAAGCAGUACCCAGCGAUAAUGGCUCAAAGUACGGGUUUUGUACUUUCUGUGUAUAAUGGUCCACUAAAUUCGUUAUAUUUGUCAAGAUGGAUAAACCGACUUCAAAAUCCAAUAUUUCGGUUACACAGCCCUGGCGACUUGAGGCAUUUAGCAGAACAUCACGAUUUGAUAGUCAUCCUAUAUUAUCAAAUCAAAACACCUCCUCAAGCUUAUCAAUCAGCUGCUAACUACACAAGACUUGCAUUCGACCAUCUAAAUGGAGAUCCAAACUCCGAGAGAACGAUUUUCUGCAUGGUGACGGACCCAACAUUUGCCAAUCAACUCCAACUUCACAAUGAGCAUGAUUUGAUACUGGUGAGCUCUGAGCUCAGGCUCUUAGCUACUCAUUACAAGGGUUGGACUAAUGAAGCUGUUCAUAAUGACGUACUGAAAUACUCCAAAGAAAAGGAGCUAAUGAAAGUGGAGUUUUUGAAUUUGGGAAGACAGUUUCAUUCGACUCAACUAGCUGAGAAAUUCGAACAAGGCUCUGUGUUAAUGUAUUUCUCUCGAGAUUUGACAUAUGGAAGUGAGAAAUAUAAGAUGUUCCGAGAAAUUGCACGAGAAUAUCAAAACUGCGCGCAAGCAAAUAACAUUCUUUCGAUUGUGAAUGAAAAUGAGGAAAUUUUAUUCGAAGAGGAUUGCUCGAUUAGUUUAGAGAAUAAGUUUUGCAAGGCUAACAACACUCUUUCAUUUUUGGCAAUUGAUUCUAGUGUGGAAAGCGCGUUGGCAGUGAAGUAUGGAGCAGAAACGGAAGAUAUGGUCAUUGCCAUCAACACCAAACAAGAAGUUACUAGAUACAUUCGGAAAAAUAUCACUCGAGGAAACAUCAACUGUCUCAUUCGCCAACACCACAACGCUGCGGAAAACGAAUUUGUGGUUGAAGCAGCCCAAAUUGUCACCCAGCACUCGUCGACAACGCCGGAAAAUCUCCAUAGUGACGCUGUUGGAGAGCCAUCAUCAGUCAAAUUUGUGAGCAACGCUACAGCAUUGCUGACUAGCAAGAAAAUCAACGUGAUACUGUUCAGCGGCGGAAUUUGGCAUAGUGCCUCCAGUUCUGCAAUCGCACCGUUUCAUCUCGUCGCUGACCAUUUCAAAGAGGCAAAAAGUAUUAUCGAUUUUUCUAUGGUCGAUGUGUCUGAAACCAGUCUUCCAUAUAAUCUCGACUUCGAUCAACUUCCGAAAAUUUUGAUCACGAGUGCAGACAGCAUUGGUCUCAGUUGGAAAUAUCCAGAAGAAUUCAUGAUCAACCAUACCAACAUUGCUCGAUUCGUGUUAACCCGACCUGGAAAAAUAUUCGGACGACUUCGCUGGCUGGACGCUUGUCAAGGAAUCUGCCGAAAACGAUCGCGAUGGCAAAUGAGAAACAAGCGUUUGCAGAUCAAAAGACAGCUGAGUCGCAACGUUGCAAACAGCAUGAGGCAACGACAGCUACUUGGUUACUACGACCGGAUGCUCAGAUUAAUAAAUUAA
This is a messenger RNA of Caenorhabditis briggsae, 4329 nucleotides long. RefSeq names its product Protein CBR-GPN-1 (gene Cbr-gpn-1). The record is from RefSeq and is a predicted model, not a curated record. Gene Ontology annotation, cellular component: cell surface; plasma membrane; extracellular region. The coding region runs from base 1 to 4329 and encodes 1442 amino acids. The transcript is spliced from 24 exons. NCBI's taxonomy places the organism in Eukaryota, Metazoa, Nematoda, Chromadorea, Rhabditida, Rhabditidae. Gene Ontology annotation, biological process: positive regulation of canonical Wnt signaling pathway; regulation of protein localization to membrane; cell migration.